CCCACCGCCAGCGCCGCGCGCAGCCGCGCAGCUCCCGGAAGUGCGCCUGGAGCCGGCGCCGCGGGCUGAGCAUUCCCCGGAAGACCUGGUUCUCCUCCGAGACUGUGUGAAUUCAGAAGCCAAGCCAGCCAGACGAUGCCCAUCGACCUGGGGCAGGCCCUGGGCCCGCUGCCAUCCCUGGCGAAGGCCGAGCACUCCCCCUUCUCUGGCCCAGAUGCUGCCCCUCCCGCCGAGCUCUCCAGCCCCGAGGCUGCACGCCGGCUCUUCCGGCAGUUCCGUUACCAGGUGGUGUCCGGGCCCCACGAGACGCUGAGACAGCUGCGGAAGCUGUGCCUCCAGUGGCUGCAGCCGGAGCUGCACACCAAGGAGCAGAUCCUGGAGAUCCUUAUGCUGGAGCAGUUCCUCACCAUCCUGCCCGGGGAGAUCCAGAUGUGGGUGCGCAAGCAGUGUCCCGGCAGCGGCGAGGAGGCCGUGAGCCUCGUGGAGAGCCUCAAGGGCAACCCCCAGAGGCUGUGGCAGUGGAUCAGCAUUCAAGUUCUGGGACAGGAAAUCUUGUCAGAGAAGAUGGAGUCGCCAAGCUGCCAGGCGGGGGAUGUGGAGCCCCAGCCUGAGGUGGUGCAUCAGGAUUUGGGUCUGCAGACUUCACCCGCAGGGCCUGGGGAGCGGCUGAGCCACGUGGUGAAGGAGGAAGCCGAGCCAGAACCGGGACCGGCCCUGGCUGCCUCCCAGCUGCCCUCCCCUCCCAAGGACGGGCUCCUCAGAGACCAGGAUUUUGGAGCUUCACUUCUCCCGACAGCCCCGCAGGAGCAGUGGCGACACCUGGACACUACUCAGAAGGAGCAGUACUGGGACCUCAUGCUCGAGACCUAUGGGAAGAUGGUCUCAGGAGCAGGUACUUGCAACUCCAAACCAGACCUGACUAACUCGGCAGAAUAUGGGGAAGAGCUGACAGGACUGCGCCUCCAUGGUCCUGAGAAGAUGCCGAGACCCCCCUGCCUAGGAGGUAGACAAGAGAAUGACAAAGAGAACCUGAACUUGGAAAACCACAGGGACCAGGAGCCUCUUGUGGGCUCCUGUCAGGCCUCAGGCGAGGCUCCCCUGCAGGCUCCCUUGAGAGGCUUUCUGGGUGGGGAGGAGCCUGGGUGCUUCGGACAUGGAGAGAGCCUCCCUGCAGCCCUGGAGAGCCUCCACGGGGCAGGGACGGAAGGACAGGUGUCUUCUCCGGAAAGGAAUUCUGGGAAACCAUCGGGCCAGCCCUUGCCUCUCGCUCACCCAGGAGAACUGCCCGCCACCGUGUGGCCCGAGGAGAAGAGGGAGGCCUUUCCAAAAGCCCAGCCCAGAGCCCCGAUGGCCCAGAAGCUGCCCACGUGCAGGGAGUGCGGGAAGAGCUUCUACCGGCACUCGCAGCUCGUGUUCCACCAGCGGACGCACACCGGCGAGACGUACUUCCAGUGCGCCAUCUGCGCGAAGGCCUUCCUCCGCAGCUCCGACUUCGUCAAGCACCAGCGCACGCACACCGGGGAGAAGCCGUGCAAGUGCGACUACUGCGGCAAAGGCUUCAGCGACUUCUCCGGCCUGCGGCACCACGAGAAGAUCCACACGGGCGAGAAGCCCUACAAGUGCCCCAUCUGCGGGAAGAGCUUCAUCCAGAGGUCCAACUUUAACCGGCAUCAGAGGGUUCACACGGGCGAGAAGCCCUACAAGUGUAACCACUGCGAAAAGAGUUUCAGCUGGAGCUCCAGCCUGGACAAACAUCAGAGGUCCCACUUGGGCAAGAAGCCCUUGCAGUAGCCCGAGUUCUGGGG
Ochotona princeps (American pika) is the source of this 1805-nucleotide messenger RNA. It is a transcript of the gene ZNF18, whose product is annotated as zinc finger protein 18. Gene Ontology annotation, biological process: regulation of transcription by RNA polymerase II. The transcript has 7 exons. The record is from RefSeq and is a predicted model, not a curated record. NCBI's taxonomy places the organism in Eukaryota, Metazoa, Chordata, Mammalia, Lagomorpha, Ochotonidae. Bases 136 to 1791 code for a protein of 551 amino acids. Gene Ontology annotation, molecular function: RNA polymerase II cis-regulatory region sequence-specific DNA binding; DNA-binding transcription factor activity, RNA polymerase II-specific.